Molecule: messenger RNA, 2133 nt
Organism: Clonostachys byssicola
Lineage: Eukaryota; Fungi; Ascomycota; Sordariomycetes; Hypocreales; Bionectriaceae
Source: the annotation of a GenBank genome assembly
AUGUCCGAAAAGACCCCAGAUAAACGGGAAUCCCGUCGAAAUCGCCGUCUCCGCUUGGCAUGUGCCCGUUGUCAGAAGCGGAAGAUCCGUUGUGAUGGCCAGUUUCCUACUUGUAAUAAUUGCAAAAAGGCCUCGGUUGUAUGCAGUGAUGGCGACAGUCUCCGUCUCGGCCAUGUGCCGUCAGAUGAUGAGGUCGUCGCUGGCUUGAAACAACGGAUAGCCACGCUGGAGGCAGCGCUUCAAGAACGAGGGAUUGAAGCAAGUGAUCCACUGAUUUCAGAGAAGGACCCAUCUUCUACACUACCGGUAUCAUCGACGCCUGCUCCUCGGUCCCAUGCACCUGCGUUUGGAAGCACCAGCAGCCCACUGUCGCAUGAAAUCGGGUUGGUAUCGGUUGGUAACAGCACCGCGCCACGAUAUAUUGGGCCAUCGAGUGGUUACUUCCUUGCUAGGUUGUUGAUGAAUACCUCGCGAAGUGGUAUAGGCGAGAAUGAUCGAGCAACCAAUCCUCUGGAUGGCCAAGGGCAAACUUCUCGUUCUGAAUUCACCCCCGAUCUUUUCGGCUCUCCCCACGACAACCAAACUCCCCUUCCCCACCAGAAGCACGCAAAGCAGCUAUGUGAUGCAUAUUUCAGCGCAGUUGGCUCACAGUAUCCGAUUCUGCAUCGUCCUUCGUUGAUGCAUAACCUCGAUCAACUGUAUGCCAAGGAUGGGACUGAUAACCAGCAAGAUAACAUCGUCGUUUUCCAGGUGUAUAUGGUAUUGGCCUUGGGUGCCACGGUCUUAUCACAUCGGCUUCAAGUUCCUCUUCCAGCGGACAAAUACUUCGCGACUGCGUUCAGUCGGUUUGAAAAAAUCAAUUCCACUCGCACAAACUCUUUACCAGGCUUACAGUGUCUACUUCUGUUGCUCGUAUUUACAAUGCACAACCCCCAUGUUAAAUUGAAUAUUUGGUAUCUCAACUACCAGUGCAUUGCUGCCACACUGGACUUGGGCCUUCAGAGAAGCAUAUUGGCAAGUAACGCGAUGUCCUUGUUGGAGCAGGAAAUGCGGACUAGGGUCUUCUGGGUUGUUUUUAUGCUUGACCGAACGAUUGCUACCAUCAUGGGCCGCCCAAUAGGUGUUAGAGACGAAGCCUGUGAAUUAAGAUACCCCCAACUUAUUGAAGACGAGAAUUUGCUCGGUAAUCAGCCAUUGAACGGCGACAACAGCAACCAAGGUCUGAACUACCUGCCAUUCUCCGUCCAUCUCUUUAAACUAGCCCGUCUGAACUCGGAAAUCAAAUACGUGGCCAAUAGUAUAGUGAGAGACACUCCUGUUUAUGCCUACCCUCCUCCAACGAACAUAAACGAUUGGCAGGCUGGCAUGAUCCGACAGCUUGAUGAUUGGGCCGAGAGCAUCCCUACAACGGCGGACGAGAGAGGAUAUAUGAAAACUACGUGCGAGAUACGUUGCAAUUCUCUGAUGAUGCUACUCUUGAGGCCUAGCCCGGCGCUCCCAAACCCAACCAUUCAAUCACUCAGACGAUGCUACACUGCUUGCCAAGACUGCAUCCGCCUUUUCAAUCGUUUGUACCGCGAUGAUCUCCUGGUUUACAGUUGGGUUACUUUCCAUUCUUUGCUCCUCAGCAUCGUCACCAUGCUCUAUUGUGUCCGUGCUGCCCCGAGCAUUGCCGCCACAACUGAGCCAGAGAGGUUCAUGAGCGAUGUUUAUGCUGGUCUCAAUAUUCUUAGCGCUGCUGGAGAGUACUGGCCCGGGGCGAAGAGAAGCCGCAACGUAUUGGACGACCUGGCACAAGAUGUUCUUCGAUGGGUAAAAGAAGUCAAAAAAGCACAAGAUCUCGCAGGCAGCAUGACACUAGACGCCGAUUUACAGGGCGCGAUGCCUGGUGAGGUGGCAGCAGCCUCCCAACCUACCUCGACAACGCAAGUGUUCGGAAACGAGGCCACCGACAAUGUCCUGAAUUCUGUUCCAACAGAUGUGGAAAUUGCGUAUAUGGAUCAACCCGAUUCCAUAAUGACGGGAGGCGCGGAGGACUGGUGGGGUGUAUCAUCAAUGGAACAGUUCGACAACAUCGAUAGCAUCAUGCACAACUUCUUCACGGAUUUUAGCCCAACUUCUGGAAUUAUGUAA